Molecule: messenger RNA, 1328 nt
Organism: Rhagoletis pomonella (apple maggot)
Lineage: Eukaryota; Metazoa; Arthropoda; Insecta; Diptera; Tephritidae
Product: facilitated trehalose transporter Tret1-like
Exons: 5
Coding region: 147-1328 (393 amino acids)
Biological process (GO): transmembrane transport
Cellular component (GO): membrane
Molecular function (GO): transmembrane transporter activity
Source: RefSeq, a predicted model, not a curated record
GCAGUUGCAAUUCGUACGCUCAUCCACUCGGAUGAAUGAUUAAACGGUCUAAUUUUAGUAGGAGUGUGCAGUAAAAUUAGGAGUAGUAAAAGGUGUUGUAAAAGAGGGGAGGAGAAGGAAAGAAGUGAGCGAAACUAUUAUCAAAAAUGUGUCUACCAAAGGAUUUAAAGGGUCCUACGAUCCAGAGUAUUGCAACAAUUGUCGGUAAUUUAUUGUGCUUGAAUUUCGGCCUGCUAUUCGGCAUUACGCCUCCACACAUGAAACUCUACAAGGCUGAGCAAUCACCACUGAAUUGCAUUGUAAACGCAGAUGAUGCAUCUUGGAUUUCCGGUUACCUAUUCGCCAGCGCCGCUGUGGGUGCACUCAUCGGCGGCUUCCUCUCGCAAAGGAUAGGUCCGCGAGCGGUGCUACUUCUAAGCGGUCUAUUGCAAAUUCCGAGUUGGUUUUGUGUGCAUUUCGCCUAUGAUAUCUUACACAUUUAUUCCUCACGUAUUUUCGGUGGCUUGGCAGGUGGCGCCACAUUUGCAGUGCUGCCUAUUUUCAUAGCCGAGAUAUCCGAGGAGCACAAUAGUUCUAGUCUUCUCGCCACAAUAGAACAAUGGCGCACAGUGGGUAUGCUCUUUGGCUUUCUACUCGGUCAACAUUUGCAAUAUGAAUAUGUUAGCGUGGUAGCCAUAUGUAUCUCUUGUGCCUUUACACUGGUCUUCCCGUUUAGUCAGGAGACUCCAUACUUCCAUAUGCGCAAAGGAAAUAUGUCGGGUUUGGAGAAAUCUUUGCGGUGGUUUCGCGGUGUGCGUCGUAUGAGCGUUCGCAAUCGUCCCGAUUUUUUGCGCGAAUUGCAGGAUCUCAAGGGCAACAUGGAAAAGCAUGUCAUCGCACAAGCGAAUGUGCCGCAAACCUACCUGGUAAAGGUGACACUGAUAACUCUUGUACUGAUUGUGGGCGCACAGCUGAGUGGAAUCUAUGUGAUACUCACGUGGUCAGAUGAGAUAUUGGCAAAGGACGUCUUCGGUGGCCUUUCCCCAGAUUCUAGCGUUGUAAUUCUAGCUUUCGUGCAGUUUGCUGCAGCCACAAUUGUCGUGUGGUCAGCUUCGGUGCUCAGAAGAAAGAUUCUGCUCUUUUCGUCGGCAUUGAUUUGUGGUUGUGCAGCGAUAUGCUUAGCUGUCUGUAUUGCAAUGAAAGUUCGAGGUCCAUUUCAAUGGUUAGUAUCCGGGUUGCUGCUGCUGCACACAUUCUUCGCAAACUUGGGCAUGUAUCCGCUUAUGUCGUUAAUUCCCAGCGAAAUGUUACCAACAAAGGUGUUCGGGCUCGGAGUUAAAAAUCAUUAG